AAAGUAAACAUCAAAGGGUGUUACUUUCAUUACUGUCAAGCAGUAAUAAGAUAUGCCAGAAACAAGAGGAGCAACUUAUUUCAAUUAUUCAAAGCUGACAAUAAUGCUGCUCGUGUGCUCCGAAUGAUUUUAGCAUUACCAUACUUACCAGCUACACAAAUUGGUGAUGUUUUACCUUCAAUGGAGGAUGGUUUUAAUAGCAUUGUUGAGUAUGUAAACCAAUUCCCAUAUUUGGCAUUGCAAUUAAACCAAUUUAUGUUUAAUUACAUUUGGGGAUAUUGGUUUAUAACAAUGGGACCAGCAGCUGUAACAGUAUUCAACCAGGACAUUAGGACAAACAACUAUGUAGAAAGCUACCAUGCAUCGCUGCUGAGGCUGAUAAAGCCUCAUCCCAAAGUUUGGGAGUUUCUAAAAAAGGAGAGAAAAGUUAUACAUUGAUGAAGCUUGUAUAUUAUGUUGUUGUUUCUAAAUGUUGCACGAUAAAAUCCAUGUUUAACUCUAACCAAAGCUAUAUGUUUGUGUCUCAGGUAUUAUACACACAGAAUAGAUACAGGUAAGCACUAUAUAUGUAUGAUGUAUAUUAACCACUAACACUUAAGUAUCAGUGCUGAGAAAAUUUUAGAAGUGAUCAAUAAAGAAUAAAACU
Acyrthosiphon pisum (pea aphid) is the source of this 646-nucleotide messenger RNA. RefSeq lists its product as uncharacterized. The annotation marks the transcript as partial. Lineage: Eukaryota; Metazoa; Arthropoda; Insecta; Hemiptera; Aphididae. The transcript has 4 exons. The record is from RefSeq and is a predicted model, not a curated record.